Drosophila biarmipes is the source of this 1319-nucleotide messenger RNA. RefSeq names its product odorant receptor 67a (gene Or67a). Lineage: Eukaryota; Metazoa; Arthropoda; Insecta; Diptera; Drosophilidae. Gene Ontology annotation, biological process: sensory perception of smell; detection of chemical stimulus involved in sensory perception of smell. The record is from RefSeq and is a predicted model, not a curated record. The coding region runs from base 1 to 1260 and encodes 419 amino acids. Gene Ontology annotation, molecular function: odorant binding; olfactory receptor activity. The transcript is spliced from 4 exons. Gene Ontology annotation, cellular component: plasma membrane.
AUGAGUUUCGAUUUCUUAAGGAAUAAUUUGUUAUGGCGAAAGGAUGAUGAUGGGAAAACACCCAAAAGAGCCUAUCACAUUGUCGAUGAUUUUCUGAGACUGCCUGUGACCUUUUACAACUCUGUGGGCAUAGAUCCUUAUAAUUCGGGCCAAAAUCACGGACUUUGGUUUCGUCUUUAUUUUGCGCUGAAUUGGAUCAACACUGUAUUUACCGUCAUUUUGGAGAUCAUGUUUUUUUCGACCAUUGUGUCGGAUGAUGAAAAAUUCCUCGAGAGCUGCAUAACAUUGGGCUACUUGUCUUUUGUGAUUGUCGGCUUCCUGAAGUUAAUUUCUGUGCUGACUAAAAAGAAAAAGCUCACUAGCUUAGUUCGGCACUUGGAGUCCUGCUUCCCGUCGCCCAGCGCAAGUGAUCAGGAACAAUAUGCCGUGAAGACCUUCCUGAAACGAUGCAAGAUUUUCACAAUGGGGUUUGGUGUUCUCCUCACCACUAUGUGCUUGGCGCACAUCCUGAUUCCCCUGGUCAUAUACUAUUUUCAGAGAUGGGUGCUCAAUUCACUAGAUCUUGAGCGUGAACUGCCGUUUUUUGGCUUGGCUCCUUGGGAUUAUAGCGGCUAUAUGUUUUAUCCUACCUACUUUCUUCAAUCAAUCGCCGCCUACACGGUGACUUGCGGAGCCAUAUCCAACGAUAUCAUGAUAUUUGCCGUGGUUUUUCAGGUCCUUAUGCACUACGACAGACUGUCUAGGGUUCUCCGGGAGUUCAAGGUUCGGAACCAUAACGAAUCUGAAGGAGCUGAGGAGGAUUUAAAAGCAUUGCGGUCUUUGGUUGCAAACCACAUCGAUAUACUUCGACUUACCGACGUGAUGAACGACGUCUUCGGAGUUCCCUUGUUAUUGAACUUCUUGGUCUCUUCACUGCUUGUCUGCCUAGUGGGGUUUCAAUUAACCAUCGAGUUCAGCCCGGCGUAUUUUGGCAAACAAGUUCUACUCUUGGCCUCGGCCAUUGUGGAGGUGUAUCUUCUCUGUUCCUUCAGCCAGAUGCUGAUCGAUGCGAGUGGAAAGAUCAGCUUGGCGGCUUACGAGAUGAAUUGGAUCGAGGCCGAUAUGCGAUGCCGAAAGAUGCUAAUAUUCCUUUCUUUGCGGGCCCAGAAGCCAGUAUGCCUUAAAGCUACUGUAGUCUUGGACCUAUCCAAUGAGACGAUGAGUAUCUUUUUGGGCAUGUCGUAUAGAUUCUUUUGCGCUCUUCGCACUAUGUAUCCGUGAAUGAAGAUAAGCGUUUUCAAGGAAAACUAUGUUAAAAUUUUUUUAAUCAAGAGUAUAAU